UGGGGAGAGAGGACCUGAGCGAUUGAGGGGAGGGAUGGAGGGAUGUGACGUGAGCGAGCGGGAGUAUGGAAACUGAUGAUUGCAGGCAGAGCAGUGUUGGAUAAUUAUGCUCUCUCUCUCUCUCUCUCUCUCUCUCUGUCUCACCGCUCCACAUCCCCGGCGAUGCUGCUCUGACCAGACACCGCAAAAACAAACACCAUUCACAUCCUCAUACACUGACGUGCAGCAGAGAGGGCUGCUGCUGCGGCUCCUUCCUCUCCUCUCUUUCAUGAACAGAUACUCACACUCCAGCUAAUUACAAACUCCCACUUUUGCCUCGCAGUUGACAGAAGACCCAGAGGAGGGACACGGCAGGCAGGAAUGUGACUGAGGAGCUUCAUCUGCAAACAUCUGCCUGGAGGACUCCUCCCUCAUCCUCUGUUGGUGGUAAACCCCAGCUCUGCAGCAGCGUGUGACGCCCCGCUGUGUGCUGCUGCCCGGGUAAUGCUCUGCGGACGGAGGUUCGAGGCCUGAACACAAUGAGCAGCCAGGACACGUGGGUCACACUGACCCCAGCUGAGUUCGCCCUGCUCCAAGAGUACACUCAGUACUCGACCAAGAAGCUGAAGGAUGUGCUGCAGGAGUUCCAUGGAGAUGGUGUUUUGGCUAAAUACAAUCCAGAGGAGAAGCAGGACAUCGUCAGCCAGGAGAUUGACUUUGAGGGCUUCAAGGUCUUCAUGCAGACGUUCCUGGAGAGCGAACUCCCCGAAGAGUUCUGUCAACACCUCUUCAUGACGUUCAGCAACAAGGGACCCAGACCCAGUCCCUCAUCUGCUGACAAACCCAGAGUCUCUGGCCUGAAGCUGAUCAAAGGCAACUCGACCCCCGUGAGGACGGACGCCCUGCCCCCGCCUCUGGAUACGGUGCAGCUGAAGGACAUCGUGUGUUACCUCUCGCUGCUGGAGGGCGGGCGUCCUGAGGACAAGCUCGAGUUUAUGUUUCGCCUCUAUGACACUGAUGGAAACGGGUCUUUGGACAGCUCGGAGCUGGAGCACAUUAUCUCCCAGAUGAUGCACGUAGCCGAGUACCUGGAAUGGGACGUGACUGAGCUGAAACCAAUCCUCCAGGACAUGAUGCAGGAGAUCGACUACAACCACGACGGCACGGUGUCGCUGGAGGAGUGGAUCCAGGGAGGCAUGACCACCAUCCCGCUGCUGGUGCUGCUGGGCCUGGAGACGAAUGUCAAAGAUGACGGGCAACACGUGUGGCGACUGAAGCACUUCAACAAGCCGGCCUACUGUAACCUGUGUCUCAACAUGCUGAUCGGACUCGGGAAGCAGGGACUCUGCUGCUCCUUCUGCAAGUACACAGUCCACGAGCGCUGCGUGGCUCGCGCUCCGCCGUCUUGCAUCAAAACAUAUGUCAAGUCCAAGAAAAACACAGAGGUAAUGCACCAUUUCUGGGUGGAAGGGAACUGCCCCACCAAGUGUGACAAGUGUCACAAAACCAUCAAGUGUUACCAGGGCCUGACUGGGCUCCACUGUGUGUGGUGUCAAAUCACGCUCCAUAACAAGUGUGCCUCCCACGUGAAACCCGAGUGUGACUGCGGACCCCUGAAGGAUCACAUCCUGCCCCCCAACUCCAUCUGCCCCGUGGUCCUGGAGAGACAGUCGACGCUGAGGAAGGACUCCCGGGCCAGCCAGCCGAGCAGAGCGAAGAUGCAGAGAGCCAACUCCGUCACAGUGGACGGCCAAGGGCUGCAGAUCACAACAAUAGAGGGCACUCAUCCUCUGCUAGUGUUUGUCAAUCCAAAGAGCGGGGGGAAGCAGGGAGAGAGGAUUUACAGAAAAUUCCAGUAUCUUCUGAACCCGAGGCAAGUGUACAACCUGGCCAAGAAUGGACCCAUGCCAGGGCUGAACUUCUUCAGAGAUGUUCCUGACUUCAGAGUGCUGGCCUGCGGGGGGGACGGCACCGUGGGCUGGAUCCUGGACUUCAUAGAUAAGGCCAACCUGGACAGGAACCCCCCCGUGUGUAUACUUCCCCUCGGCACGGGCAACGACCUGGCAAGAUGUCUGCGAUGGGGAGGAGGCUAUGAGGGCGAGAGCCUCCUGAAGAUAAUGCGCGACAUCGAGAACAGUUCAGAGAUGAUGCUGGAUCGCUGGAAGAUCGACGUCACGCCCACCGACAAGGAGGAGCGAGGGGACCCGGUGCCUUACAGUAUCGUAAACAACUACUUCUCCAUCGGAGUGGACGCCUCCAUUGCACAUCGUUUCCAUGUUAUGAGGGAGAAGCAUCCUGAGAAGUUCAACAGCAGAACAAAGAAUAAGCUGUGGUACUUUGAGUUCGGCACUUCGGAAACCUUUUCGGCCACGUGUAAGAAGCUCCACGACUUUCUGGAGGUUGAGUGUGAUGGUGUUACGUUGGACCUCAGCAGCAUCUCCUUGGAAGGCAUUGCCAUUCUCAACAUUCCCAGCAUGCACGGCGGCUCCAACCUUUGGGGUGAGAGCAAGAAGAGGAGGGGUAACCGCAAGGGGGGCAAAAAGGGCCAAGACAAGAGGACACCAGUGCUCGACCCCAAGGAGCUCACGUUUGCAGUUCAAGAGCUGUCUGACCAGCUGCUGGAGGUGGUGGGGCUGGAAGGAGCCAUGGAGAUGGGUCAGAUCUACACCGGCCUGAAGAGCGCUGGGAGGCGCCUGGCACAGUGCUCCUCCGUCACCAUCAGAACAAGUAAAUCCCUCCCCAUGCAGAUUGAUGGGGAGCCUUGGAUGCAGACUCCCUGCACGAUUGAGAUCGUCCACAAGAACCAGGCCCCCAUGCUGAUUGGACUGCCGCAAUGCCGAAGCUUCUUCUCCUCCGUCAUCAGGCGAACGCGCACUGAGGGCAAAGAUUGACGGGUUCAAGACCUUUUGAAUCCUCACAAGCACCUGUGGGGCAGCGGCCCACAAGUUGAUCGUCACUCGGCCCGUUAGUGAAGGGGGGUCUUUGAUGCCUGUUGACAGCCCAGAGCAAAGUAGCAAACUGUAGGUUCAGUGUGUAUCGCCGGCAGCGUGGAGACGUCACUGAGAAGCCCUUAUUUAAAGCGGAACGAGGUGUGUUUAGGACCGGCGCUUCGACCUACAGUGUGUAGAGUAGUUUAGCUCCAAAAAUACUGAAGCUAUUUCGGGAGGUCCAAUUUUCCAAUAGUCUGUUUUUAUUUUUGCUGUUGUGAUCUGUGCCACGUGGAGAAAAAAAAAAACACAGAUGAAUGUGUUUUUG
This is a messenger RNA of Anarrhichthys ocellatus (wolf-eel), 3234 nucleotides long. RefSeq names its product diacylglycerol kinase, beta (gene dgkb). Gene Ontology annotation, molecular function: ATP-dependent diacylglycerol kinase activity; calcium ion binding. The coding region runs from base 519 to 2870 and encodes 783 amino acids. The transcript is spliced from 25 exons. Lineage: Eukaryota; Metazoa; Chordata; Actinopteri; Perciformes; Anarhichadidae. Gene Ontology annotation, cellular component: plasma membrane. Gene Ontology annotation, biological process: phospholipase C-activating G protein-coupled receptor signaling pathway. The record is from RefSeq and is a predicted model, not a curated record.